Molecule: messenger RNA, 678 nt
Organism: Condylura cristata (star-nosed mole)
Lineage: Eukaryota; Metazoa; Chordata; Mammalia; Eulipotyphla; Talpidae
Product: chromosome unknown open reading frame, human C5orf52
Exons: 3
Coding region: 3-572 (189 amino acids)
Source: RefSeq, a predicted model, not a curated record
AGAUGGCUUCUGCCCUGGCACCUGUUCCGGAACUGUUCUCCGACGGGGAGGACGCGGCAGGUUCCCCGCAGCACGAGCGCGUGGCCUCCGGGAACCGGGGCUUCCCUGUGGCUUUCGCCCCGGCGACCUCCAGCUCCGGCAUCAACCCGCCCGCGGUCUUUUUCUCGCGCAGCAGGAUCACCCUCCGCCGUGAUACCGAGUUAGGGGUCGCGCCUAAGAUCCGCUUCCUGCGGCCCAGGGCCACCUGUCCGCCGGUGCUCUUCAGCCUAAUGAAUUCCAGCGAAGCAGCGGUGAAAAAGUUUUUACCCAAGAGCCAGUUAUCUCGAGUGAUUAUUCAUGACAACUUCAGUGUACAGCGAAUCUAUGAGAUGGAGAUAAGAGCGACAGACAAGACCAAGAAAAAGAUGGGCCACUUGCACGACCAACUGAAAAAAAAGUUCAUGAUGGACCAGCUCAGAAAACUGGGGCUCUGGAGACGGCGAUACUCGAGCAUGCAGCGCUACCUGGACAGCAUCCGGCUUUACAUUUUACAGCACAAAUAUCUUCCUAAGAAGAAAAAGAAGCGGAGCUAGUCAGGGCAGAAUGACCUGCCCCCAGGCCACGACAGCUGGACUGACACCAGAACUCGACACUAGCUGGCCUAAGUGGUAGAACAGUAAUAAAUGGCCACCAGUGGAC